Molecule: messenger RNA, 1629 nt
Organism: Trichoderma breve
Lineage: Eukaryota; Fungi; Ascomycota; Sordariomycetes; Hypocreales; Hypocreaceae
Product: thiF family domain-containing protein
Exons: 2
Coding region: 1-1629 (542 amino acids)
Biological process (GO): protein sumoylation
Cellular component (GO): cytoplasm; SUMO activating enzyme complex
Molecular function (GO): SUMO activating enzyme activity
Source: RefSeq, a predicted model, not a curated record
AUGGAGCAACAGCCGAAUAACGGCGUCAGUGAAGCCGGCGCAGCACCCAUACUAGACACCAACGGCGGCGCUUCUGCAAUGAAUCCCGAUGCCAUGGCUGCCAUGAUCAUGUCCACCCAAGGCUUCAUGCCAGACGGCUCUCUCGCGGCCACGGCCAUCACAGAUCCCUCCAUCAUGGCUCCUAUAAUGUUCAACAACGGAAAUCCCGCUGCCGGCCUCGCUUUGCCCGACAGGGCCAUCACAGCAGAUGAAAUCGCCCUCUACGACCGGCAGAUCCGCCUCUGGGGCAUGGCCGCCCAGGCCAAGAUCCAAAGCGCAAACAUCCUCCUCAUCACCAUCAGAGCCCUCGCCAACGAGAUCGCCAAGAACCUCGUCCUCGCCGGCGUCGGCUCCCUCACCGUGCUCGACAACGCCGUCGUCACAGAGGCCGACCUGGGCGCCCAGUUCCUCCUCUCCGAGAUCGAGGACCCCGUUGGCCAGAACCGCGCCGAAGCCGCCAGCGCCGCGCUGCGCAAGCUGAAUCCCCGUGUCCAGAUCCACGUCGACGCAGAAGGGGUCAAGGCCAAAGGGCCCAGCUAUUUCGCCGGCUUCGACAUCGUCAUCACCACGGAUCUCGAUCCCGACUCAUUCAAUCUCAUCAACACGGCCACUCGCCUCAAUGGCAAGGCGUUUUACGCUGCGGGAACACACGGCAUGUAUGGCUUCAUCUUCAGCGAUCUGAUAGAACACGACUACGUCAUUGAGCGCGACCUCGGAAACGUCGCCACAGAGCCCAAGCAGGAAACGCGCACCAGGUCCAUCGUCGACGUCAAGACCAAGAAGGAAGGCCCCAAAGUCAUCGAGUCCGUCACAAAACGGGAGCUCUAUUCCACCUGGUUCCUCGCCAGCGACGUCGCCAGCCUGCCUGAGGAGUACACAAAGUCCAAGCGCCGCCUAAGAAGCGUGUCCCCGACGCUCUCCUGUCUGCGCGCCCUGUGGGAGUUUAUGCAGAUCCAAGGCGGCCGUCUACCAGGCAACCGUGAGGAUCUCAAGCUCUUCACCCAGAUCGCCACGCAGAAGCACAAAGCGCUAAACCUCCCGAGUGAGACGCUCAAGCCCGAGUUCCUGCGCAGCUUCCUGCAGAACCUGGGCAGCGAAAUCGCUCCCGUCACGGCCAUCCUCGGCGGCCAGCUGGCGCAAGACGUCAUCAACGUGCUGGGCCAGAAGCAGCAGCCCAUCCAAAACAUGGUCAUCUUCGACGGCACCACCAUGGAGGCCCUCAUGUACCCCCUGCACCCGGAGGGCAUCCUCGGCGCAAACCUGCUCUCCCUCGGCGGCCCUGUCGACCCCAUGGCUCCCAACGGGGGCAUGAUGAUGCCUCCCGACAUGCCCCUCGGCCUCGACGCCAGCAUGGUCAUGCCACCGCUAGAUCCCACCACCCUAGCCCAGUCGCACGGCAUGCCCAUGGGCAUUCUUCCCGCCGUUACAGGCGCGGAUCUGGCCGGUCACGUUGCCAUUCCUCAGCCUGAUGCCGGCCAAGUACCCGUAUCAGCAGUUGGAACUGAACCCGUGUCUGCACCUCCAGCUGAGCCGCAAGCUACCACAAGCGCCAACGAUUCAACAGACGCACCAGCCCAGGCCGCACCCUGA